UACACGCACACACUCAGCCAUAUUUGUUUGGACUCAGGUGUGGAAAGCAUCUGGUUACCGGUGUGUGGGUAUUUACGUCUGCAGCCGAUAAUUGCAACGAUGAAAUCGUUGAUACGAAGACAAUCAACGAACCUCUUGUGCAUCCUAUUUGCAUGGCUGGUGAGUGUUGUCAAGACAGAGGUCCAGCCCCUCAAUGACGGCAAUGUCAACAGCAUUUUAGGCACACAUGAAAUAGUGUUCGUGAAUUUCUAUGCUGACUGGUGCCGAUUCAGUCAGAUGUUGACGCCUGUGUUUGAAGAAGCCUCUAACAAAGUGAGGGAGGCAUUUCCUAUGCCUGGCAGAGUUGUUUUUGGAAAAGUAGACUGUGAUCGUGAAACGAAUAUUGCUCAAUCAUAUAGAAUCAACAAAUAUCCAACUUUAAAACUUUUCCGUAAUGGUGAAGUUGUGAAGAAAGAAUAUAGGGGUCAGAGGUCAGCUGACUCACUUGCUCAGUUCAUCAAGGAUCAGUUGACCGACCCUGCAGAGGAGCACACAGACAUCGAAUCCUUGGAGGAACUAAAUAACAAAAAGAGGCAUGUGGUGGGUUAUUUCGAAGCUAAGAACUCUGACACAUACAAGACAUAUGCCAGAGUUGCAAGUUCCUUCAGAGAUGACUGCAAAUUUCAUGCACUGUUUGGCCCAGCAUCUGAGGCUGAGAGGACUGCUGGAGACCGUGUUGUGUUCAAACCACCUGGUACUGGCAAACAAGACAUGAUGUUCAUGGGAAGCCUGACCGAUUUUGAUAAUCUCAAAGUGUGGAUCCAGGACAAGUGUGUGCCCCUUGUCAGGGAGAUUACUUUUGAAAAUGCAGAGGAAUUAACAGAGGAGGGUUUACCAUUCCUGAUACUGUUCCAUAACCCUGAUGACCAUGGUGUGGUGGAAAAGUUUACUCAUGAAGUUUCUACACAGCUGUUGCAUGAGAAAGCAAAUGUUAAUUUCCUGACGGCUGAUGGGAGUAAAUUCACCCACCCUCUCCACCAUAUUGGCAAGACUCUGAGUGACCUGCCGGUCCUCGCCAUUGACAGUUUCAGGCACAUGUACAUCUUCCCCCAUGAUGUAACUAAGGAUUUAGAUAAGCCAGGCCUUCUUAAAAAGUUCAUUGAAGAUCUUCAUUCUGGGAAACUUCACCGAGAGUUUCACCAUGGGCCUGACCCCACAGAGGCUACACCAGCCCAGAUUGUUAAUGAGCAGCCUGGAGAUGCAAAACAUGUACCAAAGGAUACAGUUAGUGGUGGAGUACCACCUCUUAAAAAACCAACAUCGCCUCCGGAAUCAACAUUUAGAAAGCUUGCCCCCUCAAGCAACAGAUAUACUAUACUCAAAGAUGAGCUAUAGAUCAUAAAAAUCUCAUUCAAAAUGAAAAGCUGAUUUUAUAUGUCUGUAUGAAAGUGGAGUGAACCUGUUUGGGUGUAUAUAUUCUUCUGAAUGUGUAUGUACGAAUUGGGGAUUCAUAUUUAAUGAUUUAUGUGUCCCUCUGUACAGUGUUCACUGUGUUUCUGUUUAUCAUGUUGAUGUAAUUCUAUCCGAAACAACCAGAUCCUGCUGUUUCAACUCCAGAUGUAACGAACUUGAAGGGACCUCAGUAAAGUGCAGUAAAGGGUGGCAGGGUACUGUGAAGGGUAAAGUGUUUGCUAGUCUGAAAACCCAGGUUUGAAUCCCCACAUGGAAACUUUGUUGAAGCCAAUUCUUCUCAUGCCUGGAAUAUUGAAGAUAGUGUAAAAACGUACCCAUGUUUAUCUAAGUCACCCUUCACAUUGACAAACUGUGUUUUAUUCAAGUAAUUGUCCCAACUAUUGAAGUUUGUCUUAUCUGGAGUUGACUUUACAGUUCAGAUAGAAUACAGAAGUUACACCCAACCAGAAAUUGUUAGCAGCUGUAGUUGCUUUUUUUUACACAAAGGUUAGUUCCCUUCUCUCAGAGCUGGUUGACACUUCACAGUCCCAUUAGCGUUAGAAAUGUAUGCGAAAUAAAUAUGGUAUUUAUUAUAUUGUUUUGAAAUUCAAUCUGUCAAUCAUGAUGUUUGAUUACCCCAGUUCAUGGUUACGUCAAUGUUGUUAUUUCAUCAUAAAUCUUAUGCGUUUUUCGAAGUCAAAUUAAAGUAUAAAACGAAUAAGUGCGCAUCAAGAGGAAACAAUUGCCGAAAUCCAGCAGACUUGUAUUGUCUGUUAUUUAAGGAUAUAUUCUGAGUUCUUCAAAUGGCUCUUCCUGUUUUAUAAAAUGAUUUUCACCUGACGUUGUAAGGGAUCCUUUUGUUGUGAUGAUAUGGAUUAGUAGUGUAUAUUGUUUUACCUUUUGUUGCAUGAACAAUGAACAUGGGAUCAUAUUGUUACGCUGUUUGUUAUUCAGGUCAGACAAUGUCGCUGCUUUGUUAGCAGUUCUAUUGCAGUUGAAACAUGUUUUUGUAAUCAGUUAUGUAUGUUCAAGAAAUACAAUGAGAUUGAGAUAGUUUGCCAUUGUUUCCUUCGAUUUCAUUGGUGAUUAUAAAGAAAGUGAUGCUUCAGUAAUGGAUUUUUGCACUGAACUUGCUUUUAUUCUUAUUAGCAAAACAUCAGGCAUGUCUGCUUCAAGGAACGAAACAUUUCUUUGUUUGCAGCAGCACAUUUAUCCUUUCUGAAGAAAUCAUGCAGUGUUCUUGAACGUCAUUGCUGAGUAAGAACAGAUUAAUGUCUAUCGUCAUAUUGAGACUCCAGGUUAUAUUGGUGGGUGUUAUACCUUGUGUCAGCUCAAUGCAACAUCAACAUGGCAUUGUAUUCUUGUAAUUAUGUUAUCUGUGUAUUUAUGCACAUCCUCGGUUGUCCAGUUCAUGAUGUGUCAAUUUUAUUUCCAUAAAUAUAUACGACAAUGCUAUUGUUCUUUAGUUCAGUUCUACUGUUAUUUCAUUAUUGGGGGCAGAAGGGUAGCCUAGUGGUUAAAGCGUUCGCUCGUCAUGCGAAACCCAUUUCUGGUGUUCCCUAGCUGUGAUAUAGCUUGAAUAUUGCUAAAAUCAGCGUAAGACUAAACUCUCACUCACUGACUCUUUCAUUAUUGAAACAAGCAUUUACUAACACUGUUGUACAUCACCUCCAAGUAAACUAGGGAUGCUAGAUAGUCUGGGACUUCACCCUAUCUUAGUACUAAGAACUUUGUCUCAUACUCAUCUUAUGCAAUUACAAGUGCACAGGGCUCAAUUGUAUGAGGUUCUAUUCAUGAACUUCUGUUUAGAUAUUCAUUUCAAAAGAUGGUUGAUUGCAAUCUCAUGAGUGAGAGAAAUUCUGUACCAUGUCUGUAACAAUGAAUGCAGUUGUGACAUCACUUUUGAAACGAAGCUUUUGGUGAGAAAAUAUGUCAGUAUUUCUAAUAGAAUGGCAGUAUAACACUGGACAAUGGAGGAUUUCAUACUAUGGUGUGAAGUGAUGUAGUCCUACACAUGCUUUGUUUAAUGCCAAGUUACCUAUCAUAAUCAGUCAUAAACUACCUAUUACUGUUGAACAUUUGUUUUGUACAUAUAACAUUUAAAUGGGGCAAUGCAAGCAAUUGUUGAAAGGCCAAAGUAGUAGUACAGUCGAUGUAGGUACUGUCAAUAUCAAAUGAUAUGUCUGAGAAACUAAUGUAGAUAAUGUCUGUUUAAAUAUAUAUAUACUUAAAUAUGCCAUCACAUGUAAAACAUUCAGAGAACGUUACUGUUGAAGGCAUCUGGUCUCAAAUCAGAAUACUUAAAAAGGUUUGGUCAUAAUAGUCCGGUGUACAUACUGUAGCCUGAAGCCACUUAACUGUGUGAUCCUUACCCCAAUAUGUGAUCCGUGACACCAACUGUCUGAUUGCUAAUGUGUGUUUCUGUGAAACUACUCAAAUGUGUGAUUCUAUCUUUCCUGUCUCUGUCAAUAUUCUUUUGUUUCACUUCACUCCAUACAAGUGUAGUUUGAGUACUGAAUUCAUUGACCCCAUCUUGGACAUAAUGAACACAUAAUUUCCUUGUUGAGACACUAGAUGGAUGCUGGAGCCUUUAAGGUAACAAUCUCUGUCUGUGUACUCUCCCAGGUUGUUCUUUGCUAGGAUAUAGUGAUGAAAACACUGAUUUUCCAGCAACUCAUUUGUAUAUAUUCAAAGAGCGAGGUAUUUAUUGAGCAAGAAAACAGGUAUCAAAUAUCCACGGUUGCUUUGGUUUGAUGUACUUUGUUUCCUCAUCAGCACUAAAGAUAAAGUUUGAAUAUUUUCAGAAUGAUUUGUUUUCUGAAUAAACUCCCAAUCAAUGUCUAAGCUGCUUAUCGUAUUGUCUCUUUCACUAAGCAAGACUUAUACAACCCCAAACCUUCCACUUCUGUGAAUUCUAUUUCAUUAUCGAUCUUGGUCGUUGGUAUAUAUAUUUUGUUAUUACCUGUAGUGUGCAAUUAGUGGUUUCUUUCCAAUUAUGGCUUUAACUUUUUGGUGAUACAGGUGUUUUUGGACUACCUGAGUUUAAGAACUGGCAUUAUUUGAUACUGUGUGACUUGGGAAAAUAACUGUUGAGAUGGUUACAUACUAGUCGUAAGAUGGGAAGUCUGUAUACCUGUAUGUGUAUACAUUAUAAUUCGGUCAAGAUAAAUACAUUUGCCAAUAUUUCACACAUCAGAAAAAUCCUUCUUGCUUUUUCCAUAACUUAUGCACAUAUAUAUAUAUAUCUUGCCAUUUUGAAUCAAAAUUGAUACACUCAGUUGCAUUUUUUUUUUUAGAACACUUUGUUCAGGAAGGACUUGAAUCCUGCUGUUAUGCACUCACAUCAGCCACACAGAUAUUCCUCAACCACAUCACCUGAGAAAACAAUAUUAAAUCACAAUGCAAAGUUUUGCCCACAAUAUACCAGAAACUAAACACUGAAGCAACUGCUCAGCAGCCACUUGUCCUGAUUGAAGUAAACGUCUGUAAGGAUUACACAUAUAUAUGUAUCUAAUUGCUCCCUAAUCAGUUGAAUACACUGCAAGUACAAAAUAUGCUAUGGACUAGUUAUUAUUAGACUCAUUGUGUAUGCAGGUGUUAAUGUACAUCAUCAUUUAUAAAUUCAGUUUCCAUUUAUAAAGUAAGACAUGUUACACAGGUCUUGGUGUAUGCCUUGUGAUGUCAAUUUGUGCCUGAUCAACAUGGAUCAAAUGUGAAGAUCCCAUGAGACUGGUUGUCAUCGUCAGUGGCAGGAACAUGGUGCCUCAGCUAACCUGCAGACAAUGAGCUGCUCCCGACCCAUGUCUCCUAUCAGUUAUUGUUUGUGUCUUGUGACGCAUUGUGUUGUUUUAUCAAAUGUCACUGGAUUAAUGGGGAGGACUUCAUAUAAUGCUAAUAAAAUCUUUCAAGAAAUAA
Haliotis rubra (blacklip abalone) is the source of this 5346-nucleotide messenger RNA. RefSeq names its product endoplasmic reticulum resident protein 44-like. The coding region runs from base 100 to 1374 and encodes 424 amino acids. The record is from RefSeq and is a predicted model, not a curated record. NCBI's taxonomy places the organism in Eukaryota, Metazoa, Mollusca, Gastropoda, Lepetellida, Haliotidae. The transcript is spliced from 13 exons.